AGAGAGCAUCGAUCGAAGGUCAUCGGCACAAGCGACAUCGGCGGCGGCAAUGGACUACGAAGGGAAGCUCUCCAAGUCUGCCUCGAACCAGCUGGUGCAAAGCAUCCGUGAAUCCGAAAUUGGUCGGACCAAGCACACCGGACGGGAUGACCGCGCGACGUCGGAACAGGUGCUGGAUCCGCGGACACGCAUGAUGCUGUACCGGAUGCUGAACCAAGGCAUCGUCACCGAGAUCAACGGGUGCUUGAGUACAGGGAAGGAAGCGAACGUGUACCAUGCCGUGCUGGGCAGUGGCGGGGAAGGCGCGAUCAAGGUGUACAAGACGGCGAUCCUCGUGUUCAAGGACCGCGACAAGUACGUGUCAGGCGAGUUUCGGUUUCGGCACGGGUACUGCAAAUCGAACCCUCGGAAAAUGGUCAAACUGUGGGCGGAGAAGGAGAUGCGCAAUCUCAAGCGACUGCGGGAAGCCGGGAUCCCGUGCCCCGACCCCAUUAUGCUGCGCUCGCACGUGCUGCUCAUGACAUUCAUCGGCCACGACGGGUACGCGGCGCCGCGCCUCAAGGACGCCCGCCUGAGCGAGUCCCAAGUCCGCAGUGCGUACGUGAGCUGCGUCAAGACGAUGCGCGUCAUGUACCAGGUGUGCAAACUCGUGCACGGCGACUUGAGCGAGUACAACUUGCUCUACUACAAGUCGACAUUGUACUUUAUCGACGUGAGCCAGAGCGUCGAGCACGAACACCCGCAUGCGAUGGAGUUUCUGCGAAAGGAUUGCAAAAACAUCACCGACUUCUUCUCCAAAGCGGGCUUGGACCCGAUGACCACGAUCGAGCUGUUUGAGUUUGUGAUCGACCCGCGCGUGCUGUCAGAGGAAGACGUGGACGCGAUCCUAGACACGAUCCAGCUCAACAUCGAAGGGCGGUCCACCACCCGGACGAAUGAAGAGAUCGUCGACGAAGCUGUGUUCAUGCAAACGUUCAUUCCGUCGAGUUUGAGCCAGGUGCUGCAUUCCGAGCGCGAUCAGCUGGCGUACGCGGAAGGCCGUAUGGAGAAGUCGAUCACGAUGGCGAUUUCUCGCUUGGAUGUGCAACCGCGGUUGAUGGAUCUGUUGAACGUCGACGAGCUGGAAGACUUGGACGGGCUCGACGACGAGUCGGACGACGACGAGGAUGACGACGAGAAUGAAGCAUCUGGUGAUGAUGGCGGUGACGAUGGUGACGACGAUGACGAAACGGAGUCUGACUCGGAAGACGACGAGGAAGUCCGGAAGCAGAAGGCCGCGUUCCGUGCCGAGCGGCGGGACGAGCGCGAGAAGCUCAAGCUCGCUGAAAAACUCGACAAAAAAAGCAACAAGAAAAACGUCAAGGAGGAAAAACGCGAAAAACGCGCCACGAAAAUCCCCAAACAUGUCAAGAAACGGCAUAAAACGCUCGCCAAGCAAAAGGGCAAAAAAUAGGUUUAACUCAAUUUACUCGUCGGUUCCGUAUUUUGCCACACUUUGUUGGUGGCUGGCAUCAUGUCCUGCAAGCAUGUUGCGGUCACACGAAGGGCUUCCUCGGGCGCAACCUCGGCAUGAGGACGUAUGUGACGCAGCCACACGCGCCGGCUGCCGUCGUCAGGCACGAGGUGGAACGCAUUAUCACUCCACUGCCCCACGACCUCCCGCGACCCGCGCAUCACAGCGACGGUCACAAAGAGUGCGGCAGCUGCUAUCGACGUCUCCACGACGAUCUCAAUUGCAGUCGCGUUUUCCGAUGCAAUCCUUGCAUGGACUGGGCAUGCCCCCGGUGAAACGAGCAGAUCUUUGAAUGGAGCGAAGAAGGUCAGGUCUCGGUUGGCGCCACGGACGUCCAGCGUCACGUCCAGCAUACACGUCGUGGGUAGGCAAGUCGAAGAUGAAAACAAAUCGAUGAGCUCUUGAUGCCAGACGUCUUCCCGCGACUACCAUGGAACGCCAUGUACAUCACCAUCGUCACUACCAUCAUCAAAUGCAACAAACCUUGGUCGCGUGCCACGUUCCCACGGCCUUGACCACCUGUCCGUGCGGCAAGGCGCGCAAGACGGCCGUGACAGCAACAUGCGACAACGUCGUGCGCUGG
Molecule: messenger RNA, 2096 nt
Organism: Aphanomyces astaci
Lineage: Eukaryota; Oomycota; Saprolegniomycetes; Saprolegniales; Verrucalvaceae
Product: Atypical/RIO/RIO1 protein kinase
Exons: 2
Coding region: 50-1453 (467 amino acids)
Molecular function (GO): ATP binding; protein serine/threonine kinase activity
Source: RefSeq, a predicted model, not a curated record